This is a messenger RNA of Penicillium salamii, 1194 nucleotides long. The record is from the annotation of a GenBank genome assembly. NCBI's taxonomy places the organism in Eukaryota, Fungi, Ascomycota, Eurotiomycetes, Eurotiales, Aspergillaceae.
AUGCAUACUUCGACAAUCGGCCUCUGGGCCUUGGCUACCGGCAUCGUUACCGCUAAGACCUGCUUCAAUGCCACCGUGGAGGUCGAUAUUUCAGCUCGCAAUGGCGUCUUCGACAAAAUAAAGACUCCUGAGACCAACUUGGACGCUACCACAUUUGCUCUCGCUUCAACCAAGACUGGCACCAACAUCACCGAGGAGGCCUUGUCUGGCUAUGCCACCGUUGGGGGUCGUUACAACAUCUCAACCCAGUACUGCAUGCCAAAGAACUCCGCGAGCGGCGAUCACACUCUCCAGAUCCUGACCCAUGGAAUGGGCUUCGACAAGACAUACUGGGAUCUGCCCUACCACAACUUUAACUACUCCUACGUGGACUACGUCUUGUCCCGGGGUUACCACACCUUCUCUUAUGACCGACUUGGAAUCGGCAAAUCCACCCACGGCGAUGCGAAGAACGAGAUCCAGUCGUUCCUCGAAAUUGAAGCUUUGGCCGAGUUGACCCGCAAGGUGCGCGAGGGCAGCGUGGAGGGUGUCAGCAAGCCCUCCAAGAUUGUCCACGUUGGACACUCCUUUGGAUCUGCCCAGACCGUUGCCCUGUCCGCGAUGUACCCGGACCUUUCGGAUGCGCUCGUCCUCACUGGUUUCUCCGCCAGCAUUGCUUCUAUGCCCGUCUUCCUCUCCGGCGCCAACUUCCAACAGGCCAAGCUCAACCACCCUCCUGGAUGUCCUUCUACUCCUCGUCCCAGCUACAGUAGUGGCUACUUGGUCAACUCCGACAUCGGCACCAACAAGUUCCUCUUCUUCUACCCCGGCAACUUUGAUGAGGAGAUUCUGUCCUACGCCGAGCAGAACAAGCAGCCCAUGACUGUCGGUGAACUCAUGACCAUGACCGGACUGCCAACAUCCAGUGCAUUCACUGGUGCCGUCUAUGUCAUCGAUGGUGAGAACGAUAUCGCGUUCUGUGGUGGCGCUUGCUCCUACACCACGGACUCCUCGGCUUCCAUUCCUGCCGGUGUCAAGGCUGUCUUCCCCAAGGCCAGCGCUUUCUCGGCCUACAUUCAACCCAACACUGGACACGGCAUCAACCUGCACUACAACUCCACCGCUGCUUACAAGCAGAUCAAUGAUUUCUUGGGUGCUCAGGGCUUGAUGAGCGAGAGCCACGACCACGAGGCUCGUCACCACCACGACUUUUAA